Molecule: messenger RNA, 815 nt
Organism: Impatiens glandulifera
Lineage: Eukaryota; Viridiplantae; Streptophyta; Magnoliopsida; Ericales; Balsaminaceae
Product: peptide methionine sulfoxide reductase-like
Exons: 2
Coding region: 39-656 (205 amino acids)
Biological process (GO): cellular response to oxidative stress
Cellular component (GO): cytoplasm
Molecular function (GO): peptide-methionine (S)-S-oxide reductase activity
Source: RefSeq, a predicted model, not a curated record
UCUUCUUCUUCUCCACAACAGACAAUACGAAACUAGAAAUGAGCUGGCUCGGCAAGCUAGGGUUCGGAAAUCGAUCGGAGACGGAAGUGGACUCUUCAUCGCCAUCAUCGAUCGCCCAGGGUCCUGACGACGAUGUACCUGCUCCAGGACAGAAGUUUGCUCAAUUCGGCGCCGGAUGCUUUUGGGGUGUCGAAUUAGCUUUUCAGAGAGUUGAUGGUGUAACGAAGACAGAAGUCGGAUAUUCACAAGGAUUUCUUCACAAUCCAACCUACAAUGGUAUAUGUUCGGGUACAACGAAUCACUCUGAGGUUGUUAGGGUUCUUUAUGAUCCCAAGGAGUGUAGCUACGAGAAUCUUCUUGAUGCUUUCUGGAAAAAACAUGAUCCCACAACUCUGAAUCGCCAGGGAAAUGAUGUUGGGACACAAUAUCGAUCGGGAAUAUACUUUUAUACGGAGGAAGAAGAGAGAUUAGCGAUAGAAUCAAGGGAUCGACAGCAGAAAGUGUUGAACAGAAAGAUUAUUACUGAAAUACUUCCGGCAAAGAAGUUCUACAGAGCAGAGGAGUAUCAUCAGCAGUAUUUGGCUAAAGGGGGUCGAUUUGGGGAUAAACAAUCAAUUGAUAAAGGCUGUAAUGAUCCAAUACGAUGCUACGGCUAAGAAGCAUCUUUGAUUAGAUAAUAAUAAUGUAAGCUUGUAUGUUUGCUUCCCUUACAACGAAACUAAUGUCUAUGAACCUUUUCUGAAUAUUGUUUGGUGUAUUAUACAAAUAUCCUUAUUGUGGGAAAAAAAACAUAUUCAAAAGAUGAUUCUGGAUAA